Molecule: messenger RNA, 4633 nt
Organism: Cheilinus undulatus (humphead wrasse)
Lineage: Eukaryota; Metazoa; Chordata; Actinopteri; Labriformes; Labridae
Product: adaptin ear-binding coat-associated protein 1-like
Exons: 7
Coding region: 57-815 (252 amino acids)
Biological process (GO): endocytosis
Cellular component (GO): membrane; clathrin vesicle coat
Source: RefSeq, a predicted model, not a curated record
ACCACACCGUCGUCACCACCACCACCACCGGCGUGCACGACAGAGUAUAAGUCAAGAUGGCGACCGAGGGUCAGUCCGAGUACGAGUCGAUCCUCUGUGUCAAACCUGAUGUCAACGUUUACCGUAUCCCACCGAGAGCAUCCAACCGGGCUAUCAGGGCGGCCGAUUGGAAGCUAGAUGCUCCUGACUGGACCGGACGCAUGCGUGUGACAGCCCGGGGUAAAGUUGCCUACGUGAAAUUGGAAGACAAGAUCUCUGGAGAGCUGUUUGCUCAAGCGCCAGUGGAAGAGUACCCUGGCAUCGCAGUGGAAACAGUUAGUGACUCAAGCCGUUACUUUGUUCUCCGCAUUCAGGAUGAUAAUGGCCGCAGUGCGUUCAUUGGCAUUGGGUUUGGAGAUCGGGGCGAUGCCUUUGACUUCAAUGUUGCACUUCAGGACCACUUCAAGUGGGUAAAGCAAGAAAAUGAAUUCAAAAAGCAGGCUCAGGCUCCAGACAACACACCAAAACUAGACCUGGGCUUCAAAGAGGGACAGACCAUUACUCUCAAUAUUGGGCAAUCAAAGAAGAAGGACAGGUCUCGUCCACAGAGCUCAGGGGGUCUUGGGCUUCUCCCACCUCCUCCAGGGGGCAAGCUGGCCCCUCCACCCUCAUCCAGAUCGACCAAUCAUAACACACAACCACCUGUAGGUGGAAGUGACACUGGUUGUUUACUAGACCUGGACUCCAGCAACUCCAACUCUGCAGCUCCAUCCAACCCCGCCACCACAGCCAGCUCUGACCUGUGGGGAGACUUUGACUCUGUAUCCCCAAAGUGAGGAGAGAUAUAUGUUGUUUUCGCCCUCUUGUUUCUCUGUAAAUUUAUGCAGCAAUUUUUGCAUCUUUGAUUUCCCCGUUAUGGGGUCCUGUAUCUCUCUCUCUGCUAAGCAGGGUAACAUCCUGAACUCGUUAGUUUAAAUUUAGUUCAGAUGAUUGUGGCUUUUGUUCCUAGCCAGAGAUACACCCAGACCUCACAGUCAAGUCUUAAUGAAAACAAUUUACAACAACUCUUCUUCCUCAUCCUUCAUAGGGAGCUCUUUCCUAUGACUGUCAGUUAAUCCUUUAAGCUUUCUGGUUUUGUUCUUUCUGUUCUAAUUCUGCCUUUUGACCCUUUUCUCCUCCUUUUAAUGUUUUUUGCUAAUUUCUAUAGUAGAGUACAUUCAACAAACAUGAUCAAGGGAGAAAGAGUCAAACAUCAGAUGAGGUCUGAUUAAAUAUUAUAAUAAAUGAAAUUUAUGUACAGAGAAUAUUUAUUUUAGAUGUAUAUAACAGUCAGUAGUUGGUAAUUGUUGUGUAAGUGUUGUCAUCUGUACUGUAGUUUAUUUUUCUCUAAGUUCCCUGCAGUGGAACUGAAUAUAUGCACUGACUGGCACUCUAGCCUGUCUGCGUGGUAAAUAAAGUCUGCAUUUAAGGCAGGGAUUAUUUAAAUCGUCAUCUUAGAUUAAUGUGAAGUUUACCACUUGUUGAUUUUACUUGAAGAAACUUGUUAAGCUGUGGCUGAUUUGCAAUAGAGAUGUGUAUAGCGCUCUCUACUGGGCUAUUUUGGCGCUACAGCGUUGUUUUUUGAGUGAGAUGUCAGACUGAGCUGCAGCUGUUGGAACACAUGAUGCACUGGGAAUGUGUCCCGGGCUUGUUCACGAUAUUUUAACAGUAAAUCAGUACAAAUAGACAGGAAAGUAGAAAAGUUGGAUGUGAUAAUGUGUAAACAGAAGAAAGGGAAGCAUCAAGUACUUUUAUCUUUUUCUCAAAGGGAAGCGGGGUGAUUUAGACCAUGUUAUGUCAUCUUUACUCAGCACAGCUGUUUAAGCUGUGACUUGUGAGUCAUUCAGGUCAUGACCUCACCAGUGCUCAAUGAAUAGGUCUGUGUUUCUGCACCAUCCUCUUCUGUCUGGGGGAUAGAGGAGCAGGCAGUUGCAUUUGUUAAAUGCUGUUAUCACAAGGUCUUGAGAUGUAAUCAAGUGGAAAAACAGGAAGAAAAUGCAUUGGAUUCUCUCUUGAAAACAUGCUCACUUAGAGCUUGUGAGGAGUUUUGGGAGGUUUAUAAAAUAGCAGAAACACAGCAGAUGCCUCUUUAUGACCUAUGAAGGAAAUCAAAACUGACAAAGAGAACAUUGACCUGUUGUAUAUGUUAUUUUAAUAUAUAAAACUGCUGCUGAUGGAUACAUGACAGAUGAGUUGAUUAUCAGAAAGCUGCAAAAAUUGUCUCUUUCAUCAUUUGUCGCAGCAAAGGAUCUAUAAGUGAAACAUUUGACUCAGAUCAUAUGUUAAAAACACUACUCGCACACACGUAGGACAAAACUCACAGAGAUUGGAAGUCCUAUUUUGUCCACAAGAGUUGCCAUAAUCAGUGCAACCCCGAUUUUCUCACAGGAGCUUUAAAGAGAUUCUUUGGUGCACUCUAACUUUAUACUGCAUUCCAAAUGAUUAUGCAAACACAAUUCCAAUUAAACAAACAUUUGAUUUUAGUUUUUCAAUUAAAGUUUUCAAUUGUGCUGCUUCUCCUGUCAGUUUCCAUCACUGACAUAAACCUCAGACAGGUGUGGUCAUUAGUUUGCCAGGUGAGCCUAAUUAAAGGGAAACUACUAAAGGAGGAUGUUCCACAUUAUUAAGCUAGUCAUAGGUUUCAUGAAAUAUGGAAAUAAAGAUCUUUCUGCAGAUGAAAAGUGUGAAAUAGUACAGCAUCUUGUAAAAGGUAUGAAAACACUGGAUAUUUCACAAAAAAAUAAGAGAGAUCAUCAUACUGUGAAAAGUGUGUGAUUAACAGUGCAGACGGGUUCGUUCAGUUAAAGCGUAUUAGGGAAAGUUUCUGUAAGGCAAAUUCAUUGUAUUAAGAGAGCAGCUGUGAAAAACCCACUGAUGAGUAGCAAACAUAUUUGAAGCUGCUUUUAUCUAUGGAGUCCCAAGAACCUUCGAUGCAGGAUCCUCCAGAGGCUUGCUGAUUUCAGCCACCCCUUAACCAAUGCCCACAAGUAGAAACGAGUGGGCUCAGAAAUAUAUGAAGGCUUAUUUUCAAACCAUUUUGUUCACUGAUGAAUGCAGUGCUACACUGGAUGGUCCAGAUGGACCUGCCAUGGUAUUAGAAGAAAAACCCUGCCUUCUGGAGUUAAAUCAUUUUAAUACAAGAUAACACACCAUCCCAUGCUGAAAAAAUACCACUGAGGCUUUCGCUGCUAUGGGCAUAAAGGGAAAAAAAAACAUUGUGUUGCCACCAUCAUCCACUGACCUCAACCCUGUUGUGAACCUGUGGAGCAUCCUUAAAAGGAAGCUCUGUGGUUGUGGAUGGCAGUUUCCCUCAAAACAGCAGCUCUGGGCAGCAAUACUGGCAGAAACUGUGCAUGGACUUAUCAGUUCAAAGGAGACUUGUUUUGAUGAUAGCAAAGAAGGGCUCCUAUGUUAACCUGGGACUGAUCCGUGAAGUUGUUUUUGAUUAAAGAAACAUUACCUCUUAAUGCAAAGAAUUACAAUAGAUUUGUGUUUUCAGUCCUUUGAGUAUUUUGAAACUCCGUUUUGCAUUAUAAUUUGGAACACUGCAUUAGUUAAAAAAAAAUCCAAAUUACAGUAUUAUUGCUGAGGAAUGAAAUCCAAUUGACUGCCAAUUACAUGGACUAUUUAAGAAAAAAUACAAGCAGUAUAUGCAUAAUAACAUGGAACACAGUGUAAAGUCACAUUCAAAAGCAAAAUAAUAAAAAACUUGAUCAAUUCUUUUUCUCAACAUCAUAUCCCAUGUAUGUAUCCUCAGCAGCACAUGUGUUCUUGUGAUAGCAGCAUAAAUUAACCUGAGCUUAAAUAUCAGGAGCAGACCAAAUGAUACUGGCAUUACAAAAAUGAUCAGGUAGGUUUCCAGCUUCAGUAGAGGAGGCAUCACCUUUUUUAGUAUGGUGGUUAUCAGGACAUUGACCUUAAUGGCAGUGUAAUGUACUGGACAAACUAGUUUUAACUGUGAACUUAAUUCCAUGUUAAGGUGUACUGGUAAAAAUGGCAUUCUGAUGCAGACAGAUUCAACAUGAGACCAAGCUAGUCUGUGUUUGAUGCUGUGUGUUAUUGUGAUAUCAUGUUCUGACCAGGGAUGAAUUAUGUUACAUUGAUAUAUGCACGUAUGGUGUGACAUUUGGCAGUCUGUGUGAUGUUUGAUAUUGUUUGGAACUUAAAAAUGUUAUAUGAGUCAAUUAAAUGAUGAAGGAAUUUAGAUUAAAAUGAUAGAUUUACUAUUCUGUAACAUUGAGCAAAAUGAUCAACAUUUGCUGGUUCAAAUUGUCUGGUUUUUGAUAGUAAAUACAGUCUUUGAAUUUUAAACCAUAGGUCAAUAGAAAUAAUUUGAAGACAUCACCAUGGACUUGGUGACAUUUUAAAGAGCAGCUUUGAAACUUUGGGAGACUUUUGUACACUAUAAAAAUUAACUGAUUGAUUUGGUAACCAACAGUGAAGCAGAUGGAGCCCUGGAACUCCAAAAUUGUGAGUGUAAAGCCCAAACAGUAUUUGUCAGUGUUUGUUUACAGUUCACAGUAUGCUUCCCUCCCAAAUGUUACUUGUUAUUCAAACUGUAUAUGUGUAUGAAAUGUAUAUGGAAAAUGAAUAUGCAAAGAAAAGAUAAAGUUAA